Onychomys torridus (southern grasshopper mouse) is the source of this 2400-nucleotide messenger RNA. It is a transcript of the gene Smad7, whose product is annotated as SMAD family member 7. Gene Ontology annotation, cellular component: heteromeric SMAD protein complex. Gene Ontology annotation, biological process: transforming growth factor beta receptor signaling pathway; SMAD protein signal transduction; regulation of transcription by RNA polymerase II. Gene Ontology annotation, molecular function: transcription regulator inhibitor activity; I-SMAD binding. The record is from RefSeq and is a predicted model, not a curated record. Bases 840 to 2129 code for a protein of 429 amino acids. NCBI's taxonomy places the organism in Eukaryota, Metazoa, Chordata, Mammalia, Rodentia, Cricetidae. The transcript has 4 exons.
CCACCCCUCCAACAUCUUGUUCUACUUUGUAAACAUUUUCUCUUUUAAACCCAGGCUCCAUCCGGUGGCCCCCAGACCUCCGAGGUGCGAGGAGGUGUUGUGUUUUUUCACUAGGGGCUUUGCGUAUUUGGUUUUGGGCUUUUUUAUUUUUUGAGAGACCCUACAGACGUCUCACGCGGGGUGAAGUCUACUCGGCCCCCUCCCUCUAGUCUUCGCGUGCACAGAAUUCGAGGAGAUCCGGUUACUAAGGAUAUAGAAGAAAAAAAAUAAAUCGUGUGCCUGCUUUUUUUUUUUUUUAAUUGCCUGCUUCUCCCCACCCCCAAAUUAAGUUGCUUAGCAAGGGGGAAAGAGGCUUUUUCCUCCCUUCAGUAGCUCAGCCUAACGCCUUUCGUUUUUUGCCCCCAAGGAUCUUUCAUGUAGGAAGCCGAGGCUGGCGAGCCCGACACUCGGGAGCCACUGUAGGGGGGCCUCUUUUGGGGAAGGCGUCCACCGGGGCAGUCUCGGCCGCCCCCAGGGAAGCGGCGGCCGCGUUCCUCCGGGGCGCGCCGGGGCCCGUGAGCCGCGCAGGGCGCGGGCCGCGCCGGGUGGGGCAGCCGAAGCGCAGGCCCCCGAUCCCCGGCGGGCGCCCCUGGGCCCCCGCGCGCGCCCCGGCCUCCGGGAGACUGGCGCAUGCCACGGAGCGCCCCUCGGGCCGCCGCCGCUCCUGCCCGGGCCCCUGCUGUUGCUGCUGUCGCCUGCGCCUGCUGCCCCAACUCGGCGCCCGACUUCUUCAUGGUGUGCGGAGGUCAUGUUCGCUCCUUAGCCGGCAAACGACUUUUCUCCUCGCCUCCUCGCCCCGCAUGUUCAGGACCAAACGAUCUACGCUCGUCCGGCGUCUCUGGAGGAGCCGUGCGCCCGGCGGCGAGGACGAGGAGGAGGGCGUGGGGGGUGGCGGCGGCGGAGGAGGAGGAGGAGGCGAACUGCGGGGAGAAGGGGCGACGGACGGCCGGGCUUAUGGGGCUGGUGGCGGCGGCGCGGGCAGGGCUGGCUGCUGCCUGGGCAAGGCGGUCCGAGGUGCCAAAGGUCACCACCAUCCCCAUCCCCCAGCCUCGGGUGCAGGGGCGGCCGGGGGCGCCGAGGCGGAUCUGAAGGCGCUCACGCACUCGGUGCUCAAGAAACUCAAGGAGCGGCAGUUGGAGCUGCUGCUCCAGGCCGUGGAGUCCCGCGGCGGUACGCGCACCGCAUGCCUCCUGCUGCCCGGCCGCCUGGACUGCAGGCUGGGCCCGGGGGCGUCCGCCAGCGCGCAGCCCGCGCAGCCGCCCUCGACCUACUCGCUCCCCCUCCUGCUGUGCAAAGUGUUCAGGUGGCCGGAUCUCAGGCAUUCCUCGGAAGUCAAGAGGCUGUGUUGCUGUGAAUCUUACGGGAAGAUCAACCCUGAGCUUGUGUGCUGCAACCCCCAUCACCUUAGUCGACUCUGCGAACUAGAGUCCCCCCCUCCUCCUUACUCCAGAUACCCAAUGGAUUUUCUCAAACCAACUGCCUGUCCAGAUGCUGUGCCUUCCUCCGUGGAAACCGGGGGAACGAAUUAUCUGGCCCCUGGGGGGCUUUCAGAUUCCCAACUUCUUCUGGAACCUGGGGAUCGGUCACACUGGUGCGUGGUGGCAUACUGGGAGGAGAAGACUCGAGUCGGGAGGCUCUACUGUGUCCAAGAGCCCUCCCUGGAUAUCUUCUAUGAUCUACCUCAGGGGAAUGGCUUUUGCCUCGGACAGCUCAAUUCGGACAACAAGAGUCAGCUGGUACAGAAAGUGCGGAGCAAGAUCGGCUGUGGGAUCCAGCUGACGCGGGAAGUGGAUGGCGUGUGGGUGUACAACCGCAGCAGUUACCCCAUCUUCAUCAAGUCCGCCACACUGGACAACCCGGACUCCAGGACGCUGUUGGUGCACAAAGUGUUCCCUGGUUUCUCCAUCAAGGCUUUCGACUACGAGAAGGCUUACAGCCUGCAGCGGCCCAACGACCAUGAGUUCAUGCAGCAGCCGUGGACGGGCUUCACCGUGCAGAUCAGCUUCGUGAAGGGCUGGGGCCAGUGCUACACCCGCCAGUUCAUCAGCAGCUGCCCGUGCUGGCUGGAGGUCAUCUUCAACAGCCGGUAGUCGUGGGGAGAAGAGGACAGGACAGAGCGUGAGCCGAGCAGGCCACCGUUCAAACUACUUGCUGCUAACCUUUCCCUUCCGAGUGCUUGCUUUUCACGCAAACUCUUUGGUCGGUUUUGUUACCAUUGUUGAUUGUUUUGUGUUGGGUUUUUUUUCCCCCUUUCUCGUUCUUAUGUGUGUUUUGUUUGUCUUGUUCUUGGAGAAAUAGCUUAUGAUGAAUUCUUGUUCGUUUUGUUUUUUUGGGUUGUUUUUGUUUGUUUUUUUUUUUUGA